AUGCCAUUGCACACGGUCGCCCUCGGCGCCGCUUUGACUCCUACCGUGCUACAUACCCUCAUCAAUCAUUACCUGCAUCGCAAGUCUCUCCGCAAUCAGCCCUCCGUCCACAUCACCUACGAUGAAGGCAUUCAGAUUAUCCGCAAGUUCUUGGUCUACGCUUCCAAGCACCCGAUCGAGGAUCUCCAAUCCUUUACGUCUCAGUCGGUGCCGAGCCCCCACUGGGUGAGGACCGAGACGGUGACGAUCCCAGAGGAAUCCUUGUCGGCGGCUGCAGAUGCCCUCUCAAAACAGCUGGGUCCCAGGGGGAUUGCGCGGGUGGGUGGUGAGAAGUGGUGGCAAUGGCGGGGGCCGUCCGAAGAGCUGAAGGGGGAGUGGAUUGAGAUGCGCAGUGACUACAACAAGACCAAGAAGUCGGGCCAGCGCAGCAACCGCGUCAUGCUGUAUAUCCACGGUGGUGCCUACUUCUUUGGAAGCGUGGACACUCAUCGGUAUAUGCUGCAGCGUCAUGCGCGAAAGCUGAAGGGCCGCGUCUUUGCGCCGGAUUAUCGGUUGGCACCGCAGUUCCCUUUUCCGUGUGCGCUCCAGGACUCCCUGGCGGCGUAUCUCUGGCUCCUGGAAACAUACGAGCCCAAGGAAAUCAUCCUUACUGGGGACUCCGCGGGCGGCGGGAUGGCCUUGUCGAUGCUGGUCAUCAUGCGCGAUCAGGGUAUCCCUUUGCCAGCGGGGGCAAUUCUGAUUUCCCCCUGGGCGGAUCUAACGCAUUCCUUCCCGAGUAUUGUCGCAGACAACCCCGGAGACUAUAUCCCUCCGUAUGGAUUCAGACACAGGCCGUCCGUUGCCUGGCCUCCACCCAACGCCGACGAAAUUUUCAAGAUCAAACGACUAUCUCGGAAGGAGACAGUGACCGCUCAGGACGUGGAGAAGGCCGUUCCGGCUGCAAACACCGAGGCAGAGGAGACCGCAGUUCGCGGCUACACCCUCCACGAGAAAAAGCCGGUGUCCACGGAGCCUGCGUAUCCUGGGCAGCAGCAGAAUCCCAACCCGGCCACCUUGUACACCGAGCCAGACAAUAUCCACGUUGUCUUAGAUGGCAAGACUGUGGAGCUGAAGGAUCAGAUCCAGAUGUACACGACCAACCAGCUGAUCUCGCAUCCUCUCGUCUCGCCCGUUUUGCAACCAUCGUUGGGUGGCCUUCCGCCUCUGCAAAUUCUGAGCGGUGGUGGCGAGACACUCCGUGAUGAGCAGUUCUACCUGGCCCACAAAGCAGCGGAUCCGUCUGCGUACCCUCCAAGCGACGUCUACCUCAACGAGCACGACCCUGACCGAGAAAUACUCAACCAGUAUGGCCCCACCUAUGUGCAACUUCAAGUGUGGGACAAUUUAUGCCAUGUGGCUCCCACUCUCAGCUUUACAAGACCGGCCAAGUACAUGUUCCGUUCGAUUUCGCAGUUUGGCUCUUGGGCACUGGCGCGUGCUCAAAAAUCAGAGGUUGAAAUUGUGGAUGAGAGCGCUCUCUCACCUAUCUCGACCAGUGGCUCAGACGCCCCGGACAACCAAGGUUCUGGAUCUGCCUCCGCCGACAGACCGCCGGUGGACUCUGUGGGAAAGGCUGGAGACCCCUUGCCUGCGUUCUAUAAAUACAUGAUCCGUCAGAGAGUCGACAAACGUGGGCGUAUCUACCAUCUGGAACCACCUUCGUCAUAUCCCGUACUGGACAUUCCGCCUGCUCAAGUUGGAGCCAUCAAUCCGGUGCUCAUCCGCAAAUGGCUCGAUGCCAAGCACGAGUGGGACGUCAAGUUUGCGAAAGAGAAGCUGCGCUUCCAGAGUCGGCGUAUCAAGGAGAUGGCGCAUGGAUUCCAGGAUUUUGAAGGCGAGCAUCCACCUCCGAGCUCGCUUGCUGCCCGAAGAGCUGCCCCAGGAGUGCUACCGAAACGGCAGGCCAAGAAGAACUACGGGCUGAUGGUCUGGAGCGGCUGGGGAAGCAAGCAUGAUGAACACACGUUGGAAAGGGAGCAACAGGCCGAGAAAUCUGGACAGCCCUCUACCCGCACAAGCGUGGAUGCUGGGCAGGCUGGCGACUGGUCUAGUGAGCCGUCCAAGAAAAAAGAGCGAGAUAUCCAAGACUCUUCCGUCAACGGAAAAUCGAAAUCUGCUGAGCCCGGAACGAUCACCUGGGAUGAAAAGGCGCAUCCAAGCACGGAUGCCUUGUCGGGACGGUUCUCUGGUGAAGCUGGCUCAGCAUAUACACGUCCUGGGUCGGAGAAAAGCGCGGGACCGCUUCUCGUUUUGCCAGAGAUGGACAACCAGAAGCUCCAGCACGAGAACGCUAGUACACGGGCCCUUUUCCAUGCCGCCAUGACCUCCGAUGUCUCUUUGUCGCUCAGCAAACACCGCCCAGGGUCUGUUAAUGGAUCUGUGACUGGCCGCAGCGAGCUUAUGUCGGACAAUGCUAGUACUAUCGGUGGAGACACUGACUCCAUGGCCGUGACCAGUGUCGCUCCAGAUGCAGCCAGCACGCGCGCUGUAGUCCACGCCAGGGGCAUUAUUGGCGAGGUCAAGACCAGUGAUGGUGUUCGCCUGUCCACGGAUACUUUGUCUGUCGCUGGUCGCGAUUCGAUAUCGCUGCGACCCGGCAUGCCGUCGAGAGACGAGUUCAAAAGCGCCGAAGAGCAUCCGUAA
Molecule: messenger RNA, 2682 nt
Organism: Penicillium riverlandense
Lineage: Eukaryota; Fungi; Ascomycota; Eurotiomycetes; Eurotiales; Aspergillaceae
Exons: 2
Coding region: 1-2682 (893 amino acids)
Molecular function (GO): hydrolase activity
Source: RefSeq, a predicted model, not a curated record